Molecule: messenger RNA, 3858 nt
Organism: Schizosaccharomyces octosporus yFS286
Lineage: Eukaryota; Fungi; Ascomycota; Schizosaccharomycetes; Schizosaccharomycetales; Schizosaccharomycetaceae
Product: nucleotide pyrophosphatase
Exons: 1
Coding region: 68-1537 (489 amino acids)
Biological process (GO): nucleoside triphosphate metabolic process
Molecular function (GO): ribonucleoside triphosphate phosphatase activity; nucleoside triphosphate diphosphatase activity
Source: RefSeq, a predicted model, not a curated record
UGCUAAAGUAAACAACAGAAACUAAUCUACAAAGUGCCAAACACCCGGGCCAUAACAGAUUUCGAGAAUGUCAGACGGGUUAUUCAGUAAGAAAAAAGAAAAUUCAUUUGAAAAUUCAGUAGUAUAUAAAGAACCAACGUCCCGAUCUUUGUUGAGACGCUAUAUGUUGGCUGUUGCAGUGUCCUGUCUCGUUGCAAUUGGCGUCUUGAAGGCGGUUAUAUCAUCUCGUUCGAAUGAUAUCGUAUAUCCGGACAAAGGUUUGAUCCUUAGUAAUGGUACGAACUCAUUCCUUCCUACGGUUAUCAUGAUUUCUUUGGAUGGAUUUCGAGCAGACUAUAUAUAUCGAGGUCAUACACCCAAUUUACUUCGACUGGCUGAAAACAAUGCUCAUGCACCAUAUAUGAUACCUGUCUUUCCCAGCAUAACUUUUCCGAAUCACUACUCUCUAGCUACUGGACUUUACCCCGAAAACCAUGGUAUGGUCAGUAACAACUUUUAUGAUCCUAUCACUGGAAAGUAUUUCGUAAACACUCGUCCUGAAUGCAAUCGGGAUCCCGUUUGGUGGACACAAGCAGAACCAAUUUGGAUUAAUGCUGAACGGCAUUCAGUUCGCUCAGCUGUUCAUAUGUGGCCAGGAAACGAAGUUCCUCAUCAUGGAAUACGUCCCUCUUAUUACACGUCUUUCAAUGCUAGUGCAACCCUGAAAGCAAAAAAAAAUGAACUUCUUCAUUGGCUUGAUCACACAGAUGAUACACGACCGCAAUUGCUUAUGUGUUACGUGCCUCACGUCGAUUCAGUUGGACAUACUUUCGGACCGGAUUCACCACAGCUAAAUCUGAUGCUAAAGGAAGUUGACCAGAUGGUUGGUGAUUUGCUUGAAGGUCUCAAUAAAAGAAACUUGCAAGACGUUGUUAACCUUAUAUUCGUGAGUGAUCAUGGGAUGGCCCCUACAUCAAAUGAUCGCUUGCUUUGGUUAGAUGAUCUUUUCAACGUUUCAAAAGUUGAAUUCAGAGAUGGCUGGCCUUUAGCUGGUUUUCGAGGCGAGUCGGAAUCCGACGAAACCUAUAUUGCUGAUAGUUUGAAAAAUGCAACUUCCAAAGCGUUGCCGGGAACUAAACACUGGAAAUCAUCAAGGAAAGAAGAAAUGCCGGAUAGCUUACAUUAUUCAAAGAAUAAUAGAAUUGCUCCUGUCUGGAUGGUGCCCGAUCCUGGUUGGUCAAUCGUCUCCUCUUUAGACCAUUCUCCUGAUGUUGAGUAUGAGCCAUAUGGAGUUCAUGGCUACGACAAUAAUUCCCCCUUAAUGAGAGCUAUAUUCACCGCAUUUGGUCCAGCCUUUAAGCCUUUCAAAUCAAAACAAUUAAUGCCUUUCCGUAAUGUUGAAGUUUACGACAUUAUUUCUUAUAUAUUAAACUUACCCGCAAACUCUACUAAUAGUUCAUUUCACGGUGCCAUACCCACCAAGAAAUCCUCUAAUUCUACGAAAGAAUGGUUACUUCACGACAUCCGACAAGCUUACGAUGAGCUCAAAGUUCACUAAUUAAACGAACAAAUAAUUAUAAUGGUUUCAUUUUCUUUAAACGACUAAGGUUCUUUAAUAUUCUCUGUCAGAAAUACAUGAUCAUAAUUUCGCAUUUAAUUUUUCGUCGUCCAUCCAUGCGAAGCUCUAUAGCAAAGUUAGUACCGGUUCAUUCACUUUAGGUCAAUCAUACCAAUAUUUUAUCCAUCUCUGGAUCUACCAUAACAUUAAUCAAGCACGUAGUCUUCCGUUCCCAAGAACUUUGAAUAGCACUUUUCAACUCAUGAGCAUUCGUAACAAAGUAGCCUGCUCCACCGCAUGCUUCACAAAUUAGAUCAUAUCGUACUGCUGGAGAAAGCGCUGUCGUUGGAAGCUUAUGGUGACUUUUAAGUUUCUUAAAAUUUGAUUCAUCCAAACCGUGAUAUACACCAUUAUUGUUAAUUACAAUAAUUAAAAUAUCCAGGUUGCUUCGGACUGCAGUUUCUAGUUCCAUUGCACUGAAUCCGAAAGCACUGUCGCCUUCUACAGCAACAGUUUUAUUCGCAGGAUUGGCUAUAGACGCCGCGAUCGAGUAGCUAAGACCAACACCCAUAGUAGCCAUCGUUCCGCUGUCUAGUCUGCCACGCGGAUGAGUUACUUCUAGAAUUCUACGACCCUUGUCCAAAGUGUUUGCUCCUUCAGAAACCCAGGUUACAUUUCUCUGUGUUUCUUUCACCAGAGAUUGGAUACAGUCGUUUAUGGUAAAUAAAGUAGCUUCCAUAUGCAAAGGCAUAUCUUUAUUUGGUGAAUGCGAUUCUUUAGACUCAUUUUUUUUGCGGUGUUUUUGAAGCAUAGUAAGGUAGGAAGAUUGUUCAUAGCGAUAGUUACAAGCUGCUAGGGAAUCUGUUAUAGCAUGUAAAGCCAAGUUAAUGUCGGACCAAAUACCCAAGGAAACAUCACCCCCAUUGCUACCCAAUUCUUCUGGAUUUGAGUCUAUUUGAAUGAACUUCACAUCCUUUGACCAUCUUGGAGACAAGCCAAAAUGCAGGACCCAAUUCAAUCGAGCGCCAACUAGUAAAACAACAUCAGCAUUUUUUAAAGCUGUUGACCUGGCAGACGAAAAAUUCAACCGAUGAUUUUCUGGUAAUACACCUUUACCCAUAGGAGUUGGUAAAAAUGGUAUGUGUGUUUUUUCUAUAAAAUUUGAAAGAAUCUCUUCUGCACGUGCAUAAGAAGCACCUUUACCAAUGAUAACCAAGGGUGACUUGGCACUUUUCAAGAAGUGUAUAGCUUUCUGGACCUGAGCGGGAUUGGGACCGCACUCUAGAGAAGGAGGCACACAAGGCAUGGAUUUCCAAGAAGACUCUUGAAGUGAGGAUUGAAUAAAAUCGGCUGGAAGGUCAACAUAGCAAGGGCCAGGUGUUCCGUUCAACGAAACGUGGUACGCCCUAUGAAUUAGUUCCGGAGUCAUUGUCGCUGUAGGAGGUCGUAAAGCAAGCUUUGUGCUCGGACUCAAAUAUGUCACUUGAUCUAACUCUUGAAAUGCACCCCGGUAUCGCUGUGAUGUAGCGCUAGAACCAGCCAUAAGAAGUAAUGGCCAACGGUUAGCUGAAGCAUUGAAAACACCGGCCAAAGCAUGCACCACGCCAGGUCCGCCGACAACUAUACAAACACCUGGUGUUUUGGUCAAGUAUCCGUAAGCGGAAGCGGCGUAAGCUGCACUUUGUUCAUUACGGAAUGCGAUAAAAUGGAUUCCGACUUUUUGAAUAGCUUCACAAACUUCAAUUACAGGAAUGCCAACGAUACCAAAAACCACUUUGACAUUCAAAUCAAGUAACGUCCGGGCCACAACGUCUGGAAAAGGAACACUCAUUGGUAAAUUCGAUUCGUAUAUAAGGACUAUAAAUAUAUAUUCCAAAAUACGGAGAAUUGGUUUAAUAAAUCCAAAACAAAGAUAAGAUAUGAGGAAACUAUAUUAUUAGAGAUGAAAAAUGUAUUCCAAGAUAUGUACUGUUCGUGCUAGGGGAAGGACCUUGACAUAUGGCUGACGAACGGAAAUAUUCAAAAUAUAAAAUGAAGUUGUUGAAACAUAUCCGAAUAUUCCAUUGGUUUAAGCAAUUCAACUGCUAUACUAAAUGACCGGUUAAAUUACUGGUUAUUACGUUUGUGAAUAUUUCAAAUUUCGAAUCUCUAAUACAUUAUUAAAAAUUUACAGAAUAAGAUAUAAAUAUGAAAGAAAAGUAAUUAUAACAACAAAAAUUCAUAACUGUCUAGCUUGACCGAUAGAACAAAAACCAAAAAUUGGGUAAAGCGUAUACAGCGGUACAUACACUGAGAUUAUAAAGUAUAAUAACUUAUUUUGA